AUGUUUGAAAAAAGUGGGAAUAGCAAUGCUGAGCACGGAGACUUGUCAUCUCCCCCUCUGGCUGGAGUGCCCAGAAGAGUAGGAAGGUGGAAAAGUGCCAGCCAGGAUUCUUCUGAGAUUGGCGUGACAAGCAGGAUACUGGCCAUGCGUGCUGUGUGGCAAUCCGAUGCCUACUGUGGCUUCUGCACUGCAGAAGCGGUGUCCAUGCAGUCCCAGAAAUCCUGGAUUGAAGGUGUCUUCAGUAAAAGAGAAUGUGCAAAAAUUGUACCAAGUUCCAGAGAUCCCCACAGGUGUCCUGCAGGAUGUCAAGUAUGCCAGAACUUAAUCCGAUGUUGCUGUGGAAGGCUAAUUGGUGACCAUCCUGGGAUAGAUUACAGUUGGCCCAUCUUUCAAUCUGCAAGGAAUAAAGAGAAUGAAGAAUGGUCAGUCCAAAAGGACACAAAGAUAAGCGCAACUGAUGCCUUUGGUACCAUCAGUUUCCAAGAUGGUGAUCACACUUACCAUGCCAAGUAUAUUAGAACUUCUUAUGAUACCAAGCUGGAUCAGCUGCUGCAGCUCAUGGUGAAGGAAUGGCAGAUGGAAUUGCCAAAACUGGUCAUUUCUGUCCAUGGCGGCAUCCAAAACUUCAAACUUCCAUAUAAACUUAAGCAGAUUUUCAGCAAAGGCUUGGUCAAAGCUGCUGAGACUACUGGAGCAUGGAUACUAACAGAAGGCAUAAACACUGGAGUGUCCAAGCAUGUGGGAGAUGCACUGAAGGUCCAUGCUUCUCAGUAUUUAAGAAAGAUUUGCACUGUUGGAAUUCCUCCUUGGGGCAUGAUUGAGAACCAAAGAGACCUCAUUGGAAAAGAUGUAGUCUGCCGGUAUCAAAUGCUGAGCAAUCCUCUCAGCAAGCUAAGCACCCUCAACAACAUGCAUUCCCAUUUCAUACUGGCGGAUGAUGGCACAAUGGGAAAGUAUGGCAAUGAGAUGAAACUCAGACGAAAUCUGGAGAAAUACCUAUCACUUCAGAAAAUACACACCCGAAUGGGACAAGGAGUGCCCGUAGUUGGGCUGCUGGUGGAAGGUGGUCCAAAUGAGAUCCUGACAGUAUGGGAAUACGUGAGGGAAAAACCAUCUGUCCCUGUUGUGGUGUAUGAGGGAACUGGGAGAGCAGCUGACCUUCUUGCCUUUACCCAUAAGCACACAGCUGAUUUGAUGAAUUUGAGCCCUCAGAUUAGAGAAGAGAUAUUAAUGAUGAUUCAGAAUACUUUCAGUUUCAGCCAGAAACAGUGCCAUCACCUGUUUAAAAUUUUAAUGGAAUGUAUGGAACACAGGGAUUCUAUAACCAUAUUUGAUGCUGAAUCAGAUGAACAUCAGGACAUUGAUCAGGCAAUACUGACUGCACUCUUAAAAGGGACCAGCAUGUCCCCUCCAGAUCAGCUAAAUCUAGCAUUGGCUUGGAACAGACUGGACAUUGCUAAGAAGCAUAUAUUGGUAUAUGGGCAGCAUUGGAAGGUUGGCUCCCUGGAACAAGCCAUGGCGGAUGCUUUGGUAAUGGACCGUGUAGAAUUUGUGAAAUUGCUAAUAGAACAUGGAGUGAAUCUGCACCGUUUUCUUACCAUAUCCCGACUUGAAGAACUUUACAAUAUUAAACAAGGGCACACAAAUCAUCUCCUGCAUCAUCUUGUCUGUGAUGUGAAACAGAGCACUCUUCCAAUGGAAUAUAAAAUAUCACUGAUAGAUAUCGGGCUGGUAAUAGAAUACUUGAUUGGUGGAGCCUAUCAGAGCAGCUAUACAAGAAAAGACUUCAGAAUUCUAUACAAUAGCCUUUACAGGAAACAUAAGCACUUCUCUCUUCACCAGCAUAAUCAGAUGGGGAGUAGAGGCGGAUCUGUUGAAAACACCUUGCAUUCUCAGUUCAUCAGAACAGCACAACCAUACAAAUACAAAGAAAAAUCAGCUGAUCUUCAUAAAUACAGGAAGAAACUCAAAGAUGAAUUUACUUUCUCUGAUGACCAAGAAUCUCCUGGCUUUAUUUACCCCUAUAAUGACCUCUUGGUUUGGGCAGUGUUGAUGAAAAGGCAGAAAAUGGCCAUGUUCUUCUGGCAGCAUGGAAAGGAAGCAAUGGUCAAAGCUGUGGUGGCUUGUAAACUCUACAGAGCCAUGGCACAUGAAGCCAAACAAAGCAACAUGGAGGAUGAUACUUCAGAAGAGUUGAAGAAGUAUUCAAAUGAAUUUGGGCAGCUGGCUCUAGAUGUGCUGGAGCAUGCAUUCAAACAGAAUGAGCAGAUGGCCAUGAAGCUGCUGACCUAUGAGCUUAAGAACUGGAGUAACUCCACAUGCCUGAAGCUGGCUGUGUCGGUGGGUUUGCGACCUUUUGUGUCUCACACAUGCACACAGAUGCUGCUAACUGAUUUGUGGAUGGGCCGCUUGAAAAUGAGGAAGAAUUCCUGGUUUAAGGUGAUUCUAAGUAUUCUUCUGCCCCCGACCAUCUUCAUGCUGGAAUUUAAAAGUAAAGCGGAAAUGUCACAUGUCCCUCAGUCACAGGAGUUCCAUCAGUUCACACGGGACCAGGGAGAUCUGAACACAUCCAGUAUGAAAGAUGACUUUACAUGGAACAACCACGAUUUAGAAUAUGGAGCUGAGGAACAGGACCAAAGGCAGACUUUCCCUGCAAACCACGAUCCAGGAAGCCUUCCUUGGACUAGGAAAAUCUAUGAAUUCUACAGUGCUCCUAUUGUCAAGUUCUGGUUCCACACGAUGGCAUAUUUAGUAUUUCUCAUGCUGUUCACUUACACCGUCUUGGUGGAGAUGCAGCCAACACCCAGCGUGCAAGAAUGGCUUGUGAUCAUCUACAUUUUCACCACUUCCAUUGAGAAAGUCAGAGAGGUGUUCAUUUUAGAGCCAGGAAAGUUCAGCCAAAAGGUGAAAGUGUGGAUUUAUGAGUACUGGAAUUUUACAGAUACUAUUGCUAUUGUCUUGUUCAUGACUGGUUUUGGCUUGCGCUGGAGAGAUCCUCCACUUCAAACAGCAGGAAGAUUAAUUUACUCUCUGGAUAUAAUAUUCUGGUAUGCCAGGCUCCUUGAUUUCUUUGCCGUGAAUCAGCAUGCAGGUCCAUAUGUGACAAUGAUGGGGAAAAUGGCAGCAAACAUGUUCUAUAUUGUAAUUAUAAUGGCCAUAGUCUUGCUAAGUUUUGGCGUUUCCCGAAAAGCAAUACUUUCUCCACACGAGCAGCCAUCCUGGACUCUUGCACGAGAUAUUGUCUUUCAGCCAUAUUGGAUGAUAUUUGGUGAAGUAUAUGCUGGAGAAAUUGAUGCUUGUGAAUCUGACUCAGACUGUCCUCCUGGUUCCUUCCUCACACCGUUCCUCCAGGCUGUUUAUCUUUUUGUACAGUACAUCAUAAUGGUCAAUCUGUUGAUAGCUUUCUUCAAUAAUGUUUAUUUUGAUAUGAAGUCCAUAUCGGACAAACUCUGGAAGUACAACCGUUACCGAUACAUCAUGACGUAUCAUGAAAAACCAUGGCUACCACCCCCAUUCAUCAUACUGAGCCAUAUUGGCAUCCUUGUAAAUCACCUCUGUCACCGCCGGCUGCCAAAUGAAUUGGAUCAAGAAGAAGAGCAUGUUGAACUGAAGCUGUACCUGAGUGACGAAGAACUAAAAAGACUUCAUGAUUUUGAAGAACAGUGUGUGGAAAUGUACCUUCAUGAGAAGAAUGAGAGUCUGCAUUCCAGCGACAGUGAGAGGAUUCGUUUUACAACUGAAAGGGUUGAGGAAAUGUUUUCACAACUGAAGGAAGUGUAUGAGAAAGUAUUUUACAUCAAAGAUGCUUUGCUUGCGCUGGACAGCCAGCUAGGACAUUUACAGGACCUCUCUGUUUUAACGGUCGAUACUCUGAAAGUCAUCUCAGCUGUGGAUACUUUGCAAGUUGAGGAGGCCCGUCUUGCGGAUAAGAAAUAUCAAGCCUGUAGGAAGCUUCCUCAUAGUUGGAGCAAUGCUGUGAAUUCGAAUGCUUUGAGUGUUCUGGAAAGUAUGAGCAAUAAUUACAGUUAUUACAGCAUGCCACCUUCUCUUCAGAAAAGCUUGGCACCAAGCCAUUGGCUAUCAAGACUUGGUCAACACAUCCUCAGUGCCCUAGAUUACCAUGAGAUCGAAGUGACUGAUAAGUGUCAGGAGAUGAAAAGCGAUACUCUAACCUCAGGGGUAUCAUCAGAGAGUAAAUCAACCCCUAGAUUUGGACAGUUUCUUCUCAUUCCUUCUGGUCAACAAGGAUCCUCUGAAGACGUUGGCUUAGAUUUCGCCUUUUCAUGCUCUCUGAAUGAGCUUAGAGAAAAUAGACUGAAGGUUAACCACCAAACCAAGCAUGAUGGCACACAUGUUCAGCUGAAUGUACACAGUGUUGCUGCUGAUGCUACAGGAAAGCCAGUUAUCAGCCAAGGAGUGGAAUUUUCAUCAUCUGAGGUGGUUGGCGAGACUGUUUCUGGACACUGUGUUCCAGUGUUCCAGAGUGUUCCUAGCAUGGUCAAUGACAUCUCUCAACCUUCUCAUCAUGAGGAACCAGGAGGAGGUUAUGUAAAUUGGGGAUUCUCGGAUGAUGAUGAAAAGGGUUUUGAAAGUAGCAGCCCAAGGCAGCAGCCAAGCAUAUAUCCUGCUGAUCAUUAUGACCACAGUUCUAGUCCUCAGCACAAGCCAAUAAAGAAAUCCAAAUUAUUCUGCCACAGCUCUGACAAAUCAGGGUACAGUAGUGAUUGCUCACAGUCUCGUCUUCAGCGCAGUGCAUCAGUCUUGAUCGGCUCACUUAGGAAGAACUGGUCCUUUCAAGAAGGAAGUGGCUUUUGCUCCCACACUGCAGAGAAAAACUUUGAUGAAAGAACUAUCAAGAUCUGUGGAGCUAUGUCAGUCAGUACGGGCAAAAGCAAGAUCUGGAAGAAGAGAAAGAAAGUCUUUGAAGAAGAAACAGAAAACUCUUCAGGUACCAUUCAAAACUCUCACGCUAAAAUACCCAAACACUCUUCUAAAGCCCACCCAUCUUUGCAAGUGACUACUACCUACAAGGGACCACCUCCCUCUGUUGAUCCACAAAGGCAGUCUACAUACCAGCUUCCUCCAAUACAACAAAUUCAAGCUGUACCGAGUACACCAAGACCUAGAGAUCAAUCACCUUCUUCAUCUUCACUAUCUAGUCAAGAGUUAAAUUCCGAUACCUCUCAAGAAUCACUGUGUAAUUUACCGACACCAACAUCAGACGUUAACGAAUAUCAUCCGCCUUCAGCUUCCGAAAACUUUACAUCAUACUCUCAAUUAGUAUCUAAAAUGGCUAAAUCUUUCCAACUUCAUAUCGAAGAGCCUCCACCUUCCAAACCAGAUUUAAUUUUUGAUGAUCUCACUCAGGAAUUAAUCAAGGAGUCAUGGGAUAAACCUCCAUCUUCUUUACAGAUACCCAGAGGCAUGGAAAAUCACUAUAAAACACAUGGACCAGAUACCGGAUUUUUGUCAAAACACUCAACACCUAAUUCGAUAAUUGUUGAGUCCAAUCAGUCUAAAGCCCGUAAUAAAUCUUCAGUAGCACCUACCAAUAGAGAGGGUAGAAAGCUAGAUAUACUAGGAAGAUGCCCACAUUCACUCACCUCCUUCAUCCUUCGAGUUUUGAAUUACCAGGCAGCAAUGGGCGCAUACAAAAAACAACUUUGGAGUAAAAUUCUCCCUAUUCUUGAAUUGGCCCUGGAAUCAGACAAUCAACAUCGGCACCGUCAUCCUUUCAAAACCAACAGCAACAGCAUCGACAGUCCUUUCGGCGACCCCAGAAAAAGGAUGAUCACAGUAGACAGUUGUCCACAAAGCACCCAAGUUAGUUCAGAGCCAUGGGAGACCAGAAUUUUAGGGAAUGAACAGGAACACAGAACUAAUUGGCUAAAUGUGUCUCACUUCAAUGAGCUAGGUUUGGAUCAGAUCAACUGUAUGCAUCAGAAAAGGAAAAAUCAAGAAACAGCAAGGCACAUGGUACAGAUCUGUGACUAUCUAAGGCAGUCGCAAGAGGAUUUAAAUAACAGUAUGACUUGGAGUCGGAAAACCAGGAUGAAUAAUCUGAGUAGGAACCACUCGUUGGGAAGCUCAGAUGAAGAUGACAAAAUCUCAUCCUCCUUAAAAAACCCUCAAGAUCUGCACCAUCAUUACUCAGCUGUUGAACGGAACAACUUAAUGAGGUUGGCUCAAACGAUACCUUUCACGCCCGUACAGCUUUUUUCUGGUGAAGAAGUGACGGUCUAUAGAUUAGAAGAAAGUUCACCUUUGAACCUUGCAAAAAGCGUAUCUUCAUGGUCCCAGCGUGGCAUGGCUGCUAUGAUUCAGGUUUUAUCUCGGCAGGAGAUGGAUGGGGGCCUGCGGAGAGCUGUGAAAGUUGUCUGCACUUGGUCUGAGAAUGAGGUGCUAAAGGUGGGGCAGGUGUUCAUUGUAAAGUCUUUCCUUCCUGAGGUGGUUCAGACUUGGCAGAACAUCUUCCAUGAAGGGACAGUGCUCCGUCUUUGCCUCAGAGAAAUACAACAGCAAAGAGCAGCUCAGAAGCUGAUCUAUACCUUCAAUCAAGUGAAGCCACAUACCAUUCCACACACUCCAAGGUUCUUAGAGGUCUUCUUAAUUUACUGCCAUUCAGCCAACCAGUGGCUGACAAUAGAGAAGUACAUGACGGGAGAGUUCCGCAAGUACAAUAACAACAACGGAGAUGAGAUCACACCCCAUAAUUUGCUGGAAGAAACUAUGCUGGCUUUUUCUCACUGGACCUAUGAGUAUACCCGGGGAGAGCUCCUUGUACUGGAUUUGCAAGGUGUUGGAGAGAACCUUACAGAUCCAUCUGUUAUUAAACCUGAAGACAAGCAAUCUAGAAGGAUGGCUUUUGGCCCAGCAAACCUUGGGAAGGAAGCAAUCAAAAACUUCAUUUCAAAGCAUCGCUGUAACUCUUGCUGCAGGAAAUUCAGACUUCCCGAUUUGAAAAGAAAUGACUACACACCUGGAAGGCUGAAUUUGUCUUUUGAUGCUGGAACUGAAACAGUGGUAACAGCAGGAGAUGAAGCUGCUAACAGUUGUAAUGAGGAGCAUGUGGAGUAUUGUAGUCGACUGUGAUCCAGGGGGUUGGCAAGCAGGAACUAACCACCUGAGUUCUUGAAUAUUUGUACCCAAGAUUGAGUUUGUCUGCAGAGACAAACAUUUUGCCUUGUAAAAGGAAAUGAAAGCUAUUUAUAACAUGCGUAUGAAGAGUCCGAACAGAUUUCCAAUGGAAAAGGAACCUCUUUAGUUACUGCUAUCAGUGCAUUUUAGCUUGUAUUGAUUUUUCCUGAGAUUAUCCAUGAAAGUCACUGGGAUCAUUGGGAGUGAUGCCAUUUAUUCAUAUUUUAUCAAAGUUGCUGAUGAAAAGUUACUGAUGGUAAAAGAGAAUAAUGACAAUGGAACAAGCAGAUGAUUUUUUUUAAACUUCUGUCUUUCUCCUCUCCUCUCCUCCUGGAUGGGCAGACACUGCCAAUCCAACAUUGUCAUGGAGCCACAGCAAAAACUGUGCUGGUUCCAUUCACCUUCUAAUCCCCACACACACCU
Molecule: messenger RNA, 7560 nt
Organism: Pogona vitticeps (central bearded dragon)
Lineage: Eukaryota; Metazoa; Chordata; Lepidosauria; Squamata; Agamidae
Source: RefSeq, a predicted model, not a curated record